Messenger RNA from Vitrella brassicaformis, 637 nucleotides. The record is from the annotation of a GenBank genome assembly. NCBI's taxonomy places the organism in Eukaryota, Vitrellaceae.
CAAGAUCUCCCCAUGAUCUUUUGAGUUGAAUGGCAUGCACACCGCCUACUGUUAUCACCUGUUGCCCAUCGCAGCGACGACAGCUCUGGAGAGGAUGGGAUUGGCCACGGUUCCUGUCUGACACCAUUGACGAUGGGAGAUGCACCACUGAUCGCAAGAUGCGUGCAGGCGUGAGUGAUGAGUAAUUGCACUGACCGUUCGUCUUCAUGGUGAUGCCUCCGGCGGUCGUCCUUCUCGUCGUCUUCCUUGCCCUCUUAUCGUCGUCCGUGGCGUCCUCGCCCCUCCAGCCCUCGGCGCUGCCGCCCCUCCCUCCAGGCUGGCGUGAUCGCAGGCGGCUGAAGCUCUUGCAGCUCUAUCGUGUCUUGCAACCGGCUAAUGAUGAGGGAGGGUACAACAUCCUUCCCUACACUGAGAUGGAGGAGCUUGUGCGGUGCGAUUCGUGUCAAGAGGAUGCGGCGGCUCUGUUCGAGUGGUCUUACGAGGCUGGGUUGGUUCCCAACGAGACAAAGUCCAUCUUUGAGGACAACCUGUGCGUCGUCCCCUUCAUCACGUGUGUACGGCUGAGCGAGGCGCUGGCGGAUGGCGGCCCGCGAAGGGCUACAUCAUCGGCCUGACGGGAACUGCCGAGGACAGGGAG